AUGGUAUCUUUAUCAUCCGUUAAAAUAAAACCUGCUGCUAGUCGUACUUCUCGUCAUAAAAAGAAGUAUUGGCGAAAAGGAACUGAUAUUACUGCUAUCGAGAAAAAUAUCCAUGAUAAUACCCACAACUCAGUAGCAAAUAUGCCCGAUCGUGACCUGUAUUCAAUUGAUCGUACACCAUCCAACGACGUGAAGAAGUUUACUAAACGUCAGCAAGCUGCUUUAGAUAAAAUAUCAAAGAGUCUAAGUGUGCAAAAGCUGCCUUUGCCCCCUCCAAAAUGCCCCUCACUCAAAAAACAGCCAAAACUCAAGCAGCCUGUGAAGAGAGUGGAGAAAGUGCAAAGAAAACAAGAGGCUCCAGGCUUCGAUCUCUGGGAGAAAGAGUUCGAGCCUAAAGUAGACUUGGAAUACCAAGAGGCAGGUGAACACAUGUUGCUGUUUACCAAAAAGAAGCUUCCUCAUAAACCUGUAACGGCCAGCUUCAAGCCAAGCUUGUUGGAUCAUGUAGCGGUGCCUGAUGCUGGCACAUCUUACAAUCCAAAGGCAGAAGAUUACGAAAAAUACGUUAUGAAAAUUGCUCGAGAGGAAACGGAGUUGAUACGUGAAGAAGAGAAAAUCGAAAAGGGAAGAAAGCCGAAGUAUGAGAGUGUCGUGACACAUAAAUACGUUAUGAAAAUUGCUCAAGAGGAAACGAAGUUGAUACGUGAAGAAGAGAAAAUCGAAAAGGGAAGAAAGCCGAAGUAUGAGAGUGUCGUGACACAUGCUGAGAAAAGUUUGGAGGAAACGGAGGGUUUGGUAAUUGACCCUCGGUACAAUGCUGAAGAUGACGAGAUAAUCAAGAAAGACGAGGAAGAUGGGGAGAUUGAAGAAGCUAUGGAGACAGCAAAGAGUUUUAACAAGGAGUUGGCACGCACAGAGCAAGAAAUAGCAGAGAAUGCCGCCAAGCGAAAGAAAGAGAAGUUCUUAAAAAAGAUGACUACUCGACAAAAAUUAGGAGGCGGAGAGUUCAAGGAUGAAGAAGAACCGUUCUUGUUGAAGGAGGAGUUAUCGGACAGUCUACGUAAGCUGAAGCCGCAGGGUCAUGUACUAAACGAUCGAAUAGCAAGUUUACAGAAGAGGAAUAUGUUACCUAUAGGUGGACCCAAGAAUAAGAAUAAGCUGAAGACAAAAUUGAAGCGCAAGUUUGUCGAGAAACGGUUAGUUAAAGAAGUGACAAAGGGAAGUCGCGUCAUGUGA
Messenger RNA from Strongylus vulgaris, 1236 nucleotides. The record is from the annotation of a GenBank genome assembly. Lineage: Eukaryota; Metazoa; Nematoda; Chromadorea; Rhabditida; Strongylidae.